AUGUCGGACUCGGGCAGCCGAUGCCGAUGCCCGAUUCAUGAUGACGACGAGGAGGAGGAUGUGGAUGUGGAUGUGGAUGACGAUGCUGCUAGCAGAGGCCAACACGUUCAGUGUAUAAUAUUUGAAAUCAAAGCGUUAGGGUCCAACCAUGACGGCCGUGUACGUGAAUCACAAGCUCAACAUGCGCACAACGGCUGUCAAGAUGAAGCGGAGCCGACAUCCUGCUGCAUCCUGCCCCGAUCCGAUUUCAAAUCCGAGUCCAAGUUUAAGUCCAAGUCACAGUUCGAUUCCCACGAUUCCCGGCAAGUGUCACGGCCAACCGGAAACGGAAACGGAAGCGGGCCGGGCCAAUUGAAGCUCGAAGCAAGGACGACGCCACUAACUAAGAUAAUUCAAUCGCGUUUUCUACACAUUUACGGUUUACUUUGCCUCGGUUCCUUGAUGGGUUGCAUUAAAACUAUCGGCGCUUCAAUUGCGCAGCAAACGCUUACGGAAGCGGAAGCGGAUGCACAAGAUAAAGAUAAAGAGCGGGAAGCGGAAACGGAAGCGGAAAGGAGAACGGAUACGAAAGGGGAAGCAGAAGCGGAUGCCCGCAUCAUGGCAACGGGAAUUUGCAUUAUAAGACUGAUAACAUUAAAGAGAUUUCUAGAGAAUUCCAAAACCGACAGACACAAUCAAAGGCGCCAGCAAUCAGCAACGUCAGCAACAUCAGCCUCACCGUCACCGUCAGCUGGAGGAGCAUUCAGCCCGCGGCGGAGACACCUCCAUUAUCCAGGACAUCCAGCAGGACAGCCAGGAGGACACCCGGAGGCGUGCACCCUGCUAAUGCUCCUGCUGCUCACCAGCCUCUGGCCGGAUUGCUGCGAUUGCCUCCACGGCGGCAGCAACACGGUGAAGACCAAGUACGGCCUGCUGCGGGGCAUUGUGGUCCGCUCCUCGCCGCUGGUGGAGGCCUUCCUGGGCAUUCCCUACGCCUCGCCCCCGGUGGGCAGUCUCAGAUUUAUGCCCCCCAUAACGCCCUCGACGUGGAAAACGGUUCGCAGCGCGGAUCGAUUUUCGCCGGUCUGUCCGCAGAACAUCCCCAUACCGCCCAACGGACCGGAGGCUCUCCUCGAGGUGCCCCGCGCCCGCCUCGCCCAGCUGCGCCGCCUGUUGCCGCUACUCAAGAACCAAUCGGAAGACUGCUUAUACCUAAAUAUCUAUGUGCCCUACGAGACGCGCCGCCAGAGACGUAAUACCGAUGAUACUAGCGGCGAUCCAAAGACCAAGUUGUCCACCGUGGUAUUCAUCCAUGGCGAAUCGUACGACUGGAACUCAGGGAAUCCCUACGAUGGCUCCGAGCUUGCUGCCCACGGCAAUGUCAUCGUGGUGACAAUCAACUUCCGUCUGGGGAUCUUUGGAUUCCUGAAAACGGGCGGCAAGGAGAGUGCCCAGGGAAAUUUUGGACUGAUGGAUCUGGUGGCGGGUCUACACUGGCUCAAGGAGAAUCUGCCGGCCUUCGGUGGGGAUCCCCAGAGCAUCACUCUCCUGGGCUACGGAACUGGAGCUGUGCUGGCCAACAUACUGGUUGUUUCCCCAGUGGCGAGUGAUUUAAUACAGCGCACAGUUCUCGUAAGCGGCUCCGCCCUGUCACCCUGGGCCAUUCAGAAAAAUCCGCUCUUUGUGAAGAGACGCGUGGCGGAACAGACUGGCUGUCACGGCGACAUGCUAUAUGACGACCUGGCCCCCUGCCUCCGGACCAAAAGCGUCGCCGAAUUGCUGGCCGUCAAGGUGGAUCAUCCACGAUUUCUCGUGGGCUUCGCUCCAUUUGUGGAUGGUACUGUAAUAUCGCCCGGCGCCAAUCCUCUGGGCAGCACCACUUUGCCAAUGGGUUCAGCUAUUGUUAGUACUUCAGGAAUUGAAUAUGCAAACUUUCCGAAACGAGACCUCAUUUUCUGCCUUACAUCUGUGGAGUCGUAUUUGGAUUUGAGUGCCCAAGACUUGGAAUUCGGCUUCAAUGAGACGCGACGGGAUCGCAUCCUGCGCACUUUUGUGCGAAAUAACUUUCACUAUCACUUGAAUGAGAUAUUUGCCGUUUUGAAGAAUGAGUACACCGACUGGGAGAAAGCCAUACGUAAUCCUCUUAGUUCCCGAGACGCCACCCUGCAAUUCCUGAGCGAUGGCCACACGGCCUCGCCGCUGAUUAAGUUGGGCUAUAUGCACAGUCUGCGAGGGGGCCGCGCCUACUUUCUGCACUUUAAGCACAAAACAAUCGAGGAGGAGUACCCGCAGAGAACCGGCUCCGUGCGCGGCGAAGAUGUGCCCUUCUGGCUGGGUCUGCCCAUGUCCCCGCUCUUCCCCCACAACUACACCACUCAGGAGCGCCAAAUUGGCCGUCUAAUGCUGCGAUAUCUGUCCAACUUUGCCAAAACUGGCAAUCCGAACCAAUCCACGGCAAAGUCAGUGCCCCCCAAUCCAAACGAAGUCUUGGAGGCCGCUCUGCAUCAGCAGAAGAAGCGAUCUACUGGUCUGACCCAUCCGAAUCUCAGCGAGGCUCUUAAUCUGGCCGUGAUCUACAAUCAGCGGCGGACCAAUGCCAUGCACGAGAAGCGAUCCUACAUCCGGCGAAGACUACGCAGCAAUGAUGCAGCCUUCACCCAACUGGGAAUCUCCAGUGAACGCGAUGUGGGCAGCUACGAUGGCGAUGAGCUGCCCUUCUGGGAUGCCUACGAUGUGGUUAACCAGUUGUAUGUGGAAUUGGGUAACAAGGCCAACAUUCAGAGCCACUAUCGUGGUCACAAGCUGUCCAUGUGGUUGAACCUCAUCCCUCAGCUGCAUCGCCACUUUAACAUCAACGACCAGUCCAUGCGACAUCAUCAGUUCCAGGACGAUAUGAACAAUAGGGAUCUCUAUGAGGGCGUUGUCCGUCCACAGUUGCAGACAAAGCCCGCGGAAGAUGAUAACAUCAUCAUCAUGCAGAGAAGCAGGACAACGACGACGCCGCCACCAUCACCACCUCCUCCGCCAAAGAGUCCAAGUACAAAUGCCACACAAGCCUUGAAUCCCAGUGGCACGGGAGCAACCACAACGACAGAGUGCGGCAUCGAUGGAGCCAUGUCCGUGUCGGAACUAACCACCACCCAAUCGCCGAAGGACAAUAGAACCGGAGUAACACGCGUGGAGACGCAAAAGGAUCUGGCCACCGCAUCUACAGGAAUAAUAGGCAACCUGGAGCUCCUGCGGCGACUGGGUGGCAAACAAUUCCAGAGCUACACGACUGCCCUGAUAGCCACGGUGGCCGUGGGCUGUUUCCUGCUCAUCCUCAAUGUCCUGAUCUUCGCGGGCAUUUAUCAUCAGCGCGAGAAGCGGGCGCGGGAUGCCAAGACCAAGGAGGAGCUGCAGGAGAGCGAUAACAGCAAGAACUCCAGCAUGCUGAAGCUCAACGCUUUGAUGGGCGGCAGCGGAGGAGCAGGUGGUGCGGGUCCAGGAGAUAUCUCAGAUGCCUAUACCUUGAGUGGUUCGGUGGUGGACAGCAAGGGCGGGGUGGGCGUGGUGUUUGGGGAGUACAGCUGCUACGAUGAGAAGACCAAGCAGUUGAAGGAGGAGAAGCUGCUCGUGGAGCUGCCGCCGUCAUCGUCAACAGGUCAAACUUCCCUCAUGAUGGACACCUGGGGCCCCUGCUCCACCAGCACUCUGGAUCUGCUGAAGACCAAGCCGGGCGAUCCCAUCGAAAUGGUCACCUACAGCGGCGCCCUGCCCACGCUGAUGGAAUCCACUUCGGCGAUGAGCAGCAAGCGGGGAUCCUUUGUGGACACCACGCUGCAGUUUACUAGCAGUCCACAGCAAUUCGACUAUGCAGUCCAGUCCUCGGAUCAGAUGUCCUUCAAGGCGAUAGAGGAGGCUGUCAAGGCGGCGGCGGCGGGGAAUGACUCGGAAAUCACCCGGGAUGAUGACAUUCCCGAGCCGCCGCCACCACCGCGAUCCUUCCUAGCCGCCCAACAGCAGCAGCAGCAGCAACAGCAAACGGGAAUCCUGCGGCAGACGGGGCCAGGCGGAAGUUCCACGACAGGAUCGGGAAGCAGCAGCGGCAAGAAACGUGUACAUAUUCAGGAAAUCUCAGUCUAGCAAUCAUAACCCGUCAAGUAACCAAUUGUGAGCCUAGUUUAAAGUUUUUAUCUAGUUAUUUCUGUGGCCGAACUUGUCUAAAUUGAACUUUUCCUACUUCUCAGUGGAAGUUUCUGACUUCUUCGAAUAAGAAAUUCUCUG
Messenger RNA from Drosophila takahashii, 4245 nucleotides. It is a transcript of the gene Nlg2, whose product is annotated as Neuroligin 2. The record is from RefSeq and is a predicted model, not a curated record. Gene Ontology annotation, molecular function: neurexin family protein binding; signaling receptor activity. Gene Ontology annotation, biological process: presynaptic membrane assembly; synaptic vesicle endocytosis; chemical synaptic transmission. NCBI's taxonomy places the organism in Eukaryota, Metazoa, Arthropoda, Insecta, Diptera, Drosophilidae. Gene Ontology annotation, cellular component: postsynaptic membrane; cell surface; plasma membrane.